AUGUUCUACACCAUUAGCUGCCAAAUCAGAGCUGAUAUCACGAGUAUAUAUAACUUGAAAUUUAUUAAUGCAACCAUAGAAUUUUCACGGAAAGACUGGCUAGGCAUUUCUAUUCAAUCAAGUGUAAUCACCAAUUUAGAUGAUUAACUUGCUAGUGUGAAUUAUUUCAAGGGACCAGAGCAAGAUAAGGCUAUGAUGACUGGAUUACACACUGUAUCAGACAUUCAUUGCAAGAGCUGCAUGAAAACAAUAGGCUGGACCUAUAUCUAUGCGCACAAUGAAUCUGAGAAAUACAAGGAAGGCAAAUUUAUAAUCGAAAAAUCCUAUAUGAAACUAGUCGGAGAUAAAAAGUAAUCCUCAAGCAACUUUUGCAUUUGA
Stylonychia lemnae is the source of this 378-nucleotide messenger RNA. Lineage: Eukaryota; Ciliophora; Spirotrichea; Sporadotrichida; Oxytrichidae. The record is from the annotation of a GenBank genome assembly.